GAGCCCAUACAGUGUUCCGACAGGGAAAACAGAGGAAUAGGACGUUACAGAACUUUGGGCGAUGCCAGCGCAGGUAGGAUCAGCAUGAUUUAUUUCAAGGCUGGUGGCGAUGUGGAAUUUUACUUUAUUUGACCGGGGCCUUCAACUGUUUCGUCGGCUUUCGGAAGUGUAAUAAAACAGAAUAUGAGACUUUCCCUUGCUUCUUUAAUAGAACUCAAUCAUAAACCUGGAAUAGAACUCAGAGCCUAGACAGAAUAUGAAACUACUAAUACUAAAAGGUCACGCAAAGCUCAAUUAUACUGCUUGUAAAAUGUAGCUAUGACAAUCAUAUAAUAAAAUAUUUUUGGACUGUAUAUAUAUGACCUUGCUCGAAAAGAGUUUUAUUGUAUCCCACAGACAAUUGAAUAUAUGUAAGGCUUUUAUACCCCGACCUUGCUUUUGUUAAAAACGUUUUGUUAGAGUUACUUAUUAUAAAUGCGUGGUNUAACCUAACUUAACUUGUUUUUUAUUAUUAUUUUAUUGUUUACUGAAGAGGAACUCAGGCUUUUGUGCUCAUGUUGGCCGCGCGGAUGCACCACCAGUCUUACCAAACACGAAAUUUUUUCAAACAUCUAUUCCAGCUGCUAUAGCCGAUAGUUAAACCAAUGCCUUUUGACUUUUUUCUACAGAGCCCAUACAGUGUUCCGACAGGGAAAACAGAGGAAUAGGACGUUACAGAACUUUGGGCGAUGCCAGCGCAGGUAGGAUCAGCAUGAUUUAUUUCAAGGCUGGUGGCGAUGUGGAAUUUUACUUUAUUUGACCGGGGCCUUCAACUGUUUCGUCGGCUUUCGGAAGUGUAAUAAAACAGAAUAUGAGACUUUCCCUUGCUUCUUUAAUAGAACUCAAUCAUAAACCUGGAAUAGAACUCAGAGCCUAGACAGAAUAUGAAACUACUAAUACUAAAAGGUCACGCAAAGCUCAAUUAUACUGCUUGUAAAAUGUAGCUAUGACAAUCAUAUAAUAAAAUAUUUUUGGACUGUAUAUAUAUGACCUUGCUCGAAAAGAGUUUUAUUGUAUCCCACAGACAAUUGAAUAUAUGUAAGGCUUUUAUACCCCGACCUUGCUUUUGUUAAAAACGUUUUGUUAGAGUUACUUAUUAUAAAUGCGUGGUCGUUUCACAUUUGACAAGGCAGUGUUCAAAGUUUACUUCAGUCUGCUUUAAACCAUUUCUUAAAUAGAGCAGAAGAAUACUCUUGGAGGUCAUACUGGGAUAGAUUUAACAGUUUGUUACGACUAUAAACUUCUUUAGAUUUGAGAUGAGCCAGAAUUAAAAAUUAAACGCUGCAUAUUUUGAAAGUAUUCGGUGUACUUGAGGACCUGACCGGACAGAGAAAAGGAAUGUUCAUUCACCCGGAAUGCAUAUAGAUCAAUCGCUUUAUCUCUGGCUCAAAGGACACUAUCUUUUGAAAGCUACAACAACACUUAUCUCAAUUUUCCUAGAAAAAGUAAAUGAUCAGUUCAAAUGACACAAUUUAAAGAAAAUUCUUUUCUGAAUUGAGACAUAACAGGAAGUACGUUUUUUACCUACCUUUGUGACAGGUUUUAACUUUCACAAUGAACGCGCACCGAAAUCACGGCUUAUGGUAUGCAGGCUGAUAUCGUUGACUGAUAAGCAAAGCUGGUGCUUCAGCUAGUCCAAAAGAGUGCAUGCGCGCUUGUUAUUGUAUAGUAAUCUACUGGCUACCGGCUCUAUCAGUUCUUAGUAGAAUUCGCCUGGAACUCAGCUCCUCCUCCCCUGACACAUGCUCACUACUGAAAAUCAAGAUGGGCGGCUUCUUCCAUUUUUUAUCUGUUCUCCAAAGGAUAUAUUUACGUGCAAGGAUGACAUGUCGACGCCUCUUCUGUAAUACUCGUGGAAUCAAUGAGAAGAAACUUCUAGGUGAACUAAAAUGUACGUAAAAUUCAGUAAUUCUUCAAAUAGUGAUAUAAGCCAUGCUUGUGGCCUCUGAGGGAUAAAUAAAAAUUCGAAAUGAACGCGACGAAAACGUACAACUAAAACGGUUGGCAAAGUGUGAGAAACUUCAUUCUCAGUUGAUCUUUAGCCAGCAGUAGUCCGAUCGUGCCGAGAAACGACUGCGAAGGCUUUCACUUGCUGUCAGUUAAGGUCGGUCAGUUCGUCUAAAAACUUUACUUCUAAGUAAGGGGUAUGAAACAGGCUAUUCAGGUAUAUAUAGGCUUAAAACGCAACCAAGUUAAAUUAACCCUCCCUGUCCAUUACACAUAUAGUAAGUUGCCUCGUACCACACCAUCACACACACUUCACUGAUUGAAUCCGAGUUCCCAGUGCAAGUGGACUAGAUUUCAGCGUGCGAUGACGGAGCCCUAAAAAGAAUAACGAACUGUUAACUAACAGACCCCAUUUAACAUGGCUGAAUUAAAGUAAGAACAUCUAGACUUACACGCACGAAAAGCACAAUGGUAAGGCUGUUUAUCUACUCAUAAAAUCACAUUAAAUAAAUUGGGGCGAAAAAAUAUAAAACUAAGCAAAAACAAAUCUACGAUGCUGCAAAAAUCUGCAAUGCUACUAAAAAAAACCAAGUGUUUGCAAAGUCUUUAAAGGCUCAAAAUACAUUUUCAUCCAUGUGUCUCCGUUUUCUUAAAGUGUAAAAUUAAGCAUAAGAAGACCGAAGUUAUAGUUCUCUAGUUGUGUUAAUAUUUAUGUUGUGCUAAGCACUGAACUUUUCUUUCACUUUCCACUUUAAACCCUUGUAACUAAUAAACUAAAAAGACUCAGUAGACUUGUUUUUUCUUAUGGCCAUUAAUACACAGCAUGCGAACUUCUUUAGGAGUAGUACACUUAAUUCAAUGAUCCAAACCGCAGUUAAAAUUAACUCAGCCUUUUGUUGUGCAGAUGCUCAAAUUGAGUCUUACCAAAACGAAAUUUUGAUCAAGCAUCUAGAUUCCAGCUGUUAACCAAAAGUCUGCCUUUUGAAUUUUUUUUGUACAGACCCUGUUCAGUGUUCUGAGGCCGGGGAUCAAGAGAGAAACGAAGAAAUGGAACGGCUCACUCUUAGCGUAGGCAGGACAGUGAUUAGCAUUUAUUUCAAGGCGGCUGAGUGUCAGGGUGGCGAUGAAGUGGAAUUAUACAUCAUGUAA
Porites evermanni is the source of this 3135-nucleotide messenger RNA. The record is from the annotation of a GenBank genome assembly. Lineage: Eukaryota; Metazoa; Cnidaria; Anthozoa; Scleractinia; Poritidae.